Molecule: messenger RNA, 1949 nt
Organism: Morus notabilis
Lineage: Eukaryota; Viridiplantae; Streptophyta; Magnoliopsida; Rosales; Moraceae
Product: transcription termination factor MTERF15, mitochondrial
Exons: 1
Coding region: 77-1441 (454 amino acids)
Biological process (GO): regulation of DNA-templated transcription
Molecular function (GO): double-stranded DNA binding
Source: RefSeq, a predicted model, not a curated record
AUUGCCGUUUCUUGAAAAUCAUUUAUGGAAACGACCCAGUCGAUUGCCUUCUCUCUGCAAAUCAUCACAAUCUCAAAUGGCCAUAACAUCAAAACCCAGAAUCUCUCUCAACCAUCUCACAAAACUUUCCCCGAUUUUCCCAAACCUAAAUCCCCAAUUUCUCUCGAAGAUUUCAAUCCCAAUCCAAACCAGGUUGUUUUCCCAAAAAUCCCAAUACAGGAAACAAAUCUCCAUAGCCAAUCUCCUCCAAAGGUACGGUUUUCCGUCUUCUGUUCUCCACAAUUUCCUCUCCAAGAAUCGCUUUUUACUCCAAUCCGAUUUGAAAGACAUGGAAAAUUCUCUCAGUGUUCUCCUUCUCGCAUUCAAAAUCACCCAGAAAGAUCUUGUCGCGUUGGUCUGCGACUGUCCUAGGGUUUUGGAUUGCGAAUUUCUGAGGAAUUGGGAAUUGGGGUUCUCGAAAUUGGGGCUUUCGAGAGUUUCCCCUUUGUUGAUCAGGAGCGUUCUGGAACACUCGAGAAGGUUCCAGCUAGACGCGGGUGGGUUUUCUAGAAGCGUGGAGGUUUUGAGGGGUUUAGGGUUUAGCGACAGCACUUUGAUUAGGGUUUUAGAGGGCUUUCCUGGAGUGACAAUGAUGAGCGCAAGGGAAAUUCAGAGGAGAAUCGAAUUCUUGAUGGGAAUUCCGAUUCCCGGAGAUGGAAUUGAGUGGGUAAUUCGUUCUUUUCCAGAGGUUUUGAGAUUUGAGGUUGAGGAGAGGUUGAAGCCAUUGCUGUCUGAGUUCAAAGGUCUGGGCUUUAGUGAGGAUUUGAUCAGGAGAGAGAUUGUUAGAGAGCCGAGAAUUCUCGGAAUGGAGAUCGGAGAGCUUUCGCGGUGUUUGGAAUUGCUGAGGAGUUUGAAAUGUAGGGAAGCGAUCAAGGAGGAGAUAUUUAGUGAGGGAGAGUUAAGAGCUGGAUUUGAAGUGAAGUUGAGAGUGGACUACUUGUGCAGACAAGGGCUUAUUCGAAGAGAGGCGCUAGAGGUGUUAUGGAAAGAGCCGAGAUCGAUUGUGUACAAGAUGGAGGAUAUUGGGAGAAAGAUUGAUUUUUUGGUGAACAAUAUGAGAUUCAAUAUCCGUUGCUUGCUUGACGCUCCGGAGUAUAUAGGGGUGAAUUUUGAUAAGCAGAUUUUUCCUCGGUUCAAUGUGAUAGAGUACUUGAGAUCGAAAGAUAGGCUUGGUUCUGAAGUGGGAUUAAGGGCUCUGAUCAAGCCUAGCAGACUUACGUUCUAUAACCUUUAUGUCAAGCAGUAUCCAGAGUGUGAGAAGAUGUUUGGGAGAUAUUCGGGAAAUGGCAAAGUGAAAACCAGGCAUCCGGUUGGGUUGUGGAAGCAUUUGAAACCACAAAGCUUUCCACAAACCAAAGAUGAUGUGAAGAACAUGAAAUUGUUCAUGGAAACGCUGAUCUAAUGGAAUUUUAAAUAUCAGUGGUUCGCAGAGAUCAAGAGUUAAAAGAGAGAGCUCGUGGAUUUUCUGUGCCCUUUCAUAUGGGUACUUCACAUUUAGAAAGCAUUGGCGUGUGCCACUUGGUUCCGGAACUUUCGGAGAUAUACGGUUUCUCCCUCCUUGGUAUGGUUAUUAUUCAAGCUCUAUUUAAGCAUAGACUUGUUUAUUUGUACUCCAAUAUUUUACGGGCCCCCGGCCUUCAUAUUUGAGAAUCUCACAAUUAGGCACGAUUCGUUUUAAAUAACACAGGUUAAGCGAGAGAAAACAAGUUAAACACUUGGUUUCUCCGAAACCUUCUUUGGCUAUGGUUUUUAAUUAUGCUUCAGAUAAGCUUAGCCUUACUUAUUUAUACCCAAAUAUAUUUCGCACCCCGGCAUUCGUAUGUGAGAAUCUCACUAAUUAGGCACGAUUCGCUUUAAAUAAAGUGGGUGAAGUGUGUAAACAAGUUAAAACACUCGGUUUUUCCAUCAUU